Molecule: messenger RNA, 2012 nt
Organism: Paramormyrops kingsleyae
Lineage: Eukaryota; Metazoa; Chordata; Actinopteri; Osteoglossiformes; Mormyridae
Gene: alg11
Product: ALG11 alpha-1,2-mannosyltransferase
Biological process (GO): dolichol-linked oligosaccharide biosynthetic process; protein N-linked glycosylation
Cellular component (GO): endoplasmic reticulum membrane
Molecular function (GO): GDP-Man:Man(3)GlcNAc(2)-PP-Dol alpha-1,2-mannosyltransferase activity
Source: RefSeq, a predicted model, not a curated record
CAAAGGUAACGUUGUGCUGUCAGAAAUGGCUGCGCACGACCACUUGUCUCUCUGCUUAUGCGACGUAAUCAGAUUAUUGUGGUCCCUCGUUCUACCAUGCGUCUAUCUGUGCGUGGUGCUGUCGGCGAUUCUAGCCUUUCUUAUGUUGGGGGUCCGCAUGUGGCUGCAGCGGAGCCGGAGCGCCCGACUGGCCCGGGAGAAAGCCCUGUCCGUCGCAUUCUUUCACCCCUACUGUAAUGCCGGAGGGGGCGGGGAGAGGGUUCUCUGGUGUGCCAUCAGAGCUCUGCAGAACAGAUACCAAGAUGUCUCCAUUGUGGUGUACACUGGAGAUCUGGGUGUGACCGGGGAGCAGAUUCUCGAAGGAGCUCGUCAGCGGUUCAAUAUCCGCAUGCCCCGGCCUGUCAAGUUUGUGUUCCUGAAGCACCGCUUCCUCGUGGAGGCUAGUCUGUAUCCCCACUUCACCCUGCUGGGCCAGAGCGUGGGCUCGGUCUUCCUGGGCUGGGAGGCGCUCACAGAGUUCGUCCCUGAUGUCUAUGUGGACUCUAUGGGCUACGCCUUCACGCUGCCCCUGUUCCGCCACCUGGGCGGCUGCCGCGUGGUCAGCUACGUGCACUACCCCACUGUGAGCACUGACAUGCUGUCCGUGGUCCGUGAGCGGGACGCGCGUUUCAACAAUGCGGACUACAUAGCUGGAAACCCUCUGCUGAGCGCCAUCAAGAUGGUCUAUUACUGCGCCUUUGCGCUGCUCUAUGGGCUGGCGGGCUCCUGCAGCCACAUGGUCAUGGUCAACUCCAGCUGGACACUGGGGCACAUCCUGGCCCUGUGGCGAGUACCCAACCGAACCGCCAUUGUUUACCCUCCAUGCGAUGUCCAUACAUUUUUAAACUCUCCUCUGGAGGAGCAGGAGGAAGAGCAGGGCUCUGGCAGGAAGUGCCACUCCCUGGUCUCGGUGGCCCAGUUCCGCCCAGAGAAGGAUCACCGUCUGCAGAUCCGAGCCUUCCGGGCCCUGCUGGACAGGCGGCUGGCUGGCCUGGGCCGCGAGUCAUUGAGGCUGGUGCUGAUUGGAGGCUGCCGAAACCAGGAGGACGAGGACCGGGUGCUGAUGCUACGGGGGCUUUGCCAGGAGCUGAAUGUGGCCGACAGGGUGGAGUUCAAGCUAAAUGUUCAGUUUGAGGAGCUGAAGAAGGAGCUCACUGGUGCUACUGUGGGUCUGCACACCAUGUGGAAUGAGCAUUUCGGGAUAGGUGUGGUAGAGUGUAUGGCAGCUGGGGCAGUAGUCCUAGCCCACAGGUCGGGGGGCCCCUUGCUGGACAUUGUGGUACCGUACGAGGGGAGCCCCACAGGCUUCCUGGCAGACGACGUGGCCACUUACACAGAUGCCAUGGAGAGAAUCCUGGCCAUGACCCCGGCCACUCGCCUGGAGAUUCGUCGCAAUGCCCGCCGCUCUGUCGCCCGCUUUUCCGACCAGGAGUUUGAGGCCUCCUUUCUGUCUGCCAUCGAGUCCGUCAUGGGAAUGGUGGUGCAGUGAGGAACGGGGGCCUCGCAGAGCUCGGCAUUCCCCCCAGCUUCCCUCAGUGGCUUUACCCCAGCCGGCCUCUGCCACCCGUCUGCAGGGCCACCUGUGCUUGCCAGAGGCCUCAGUUAUUAACCCAUGAUUGUGACUCAGCCCUCUGUAACUGGAUUUAGACACUGUAGCCUUUUUCUCUCCCCUUCGGUGUGUCGUACAGCUUUCUGUUAGGGUGCCUCUAGUGGACGGAUGCCCUCAGUCAGUCACCCGUUUUCCUCAGUGUUCUCCACGUAAUUCCCGUACGUGUUACUGAGACCAGGGGCGGACGAAGCGACAUGUUGCAGGAGAUGUAGCCCCAUGUGGGACCAAGCUCAGCCCCUCCCCCAUCCCCAGUUGCUGUAAAUACGCUAUCGUCUUCAGAAUGAUCAAUAUGAUGAAAGAACUUGUUGGUUUAUUUUUUGGAGUUUCAUUUUACGUGCUAAUAAAUUAUACAUCAGAUUCUAAA